This is a messenger RNA of Panonychus citri (citrus red mite), 3718 nucleotides long. RefSeq lists its product as uncharacterized. The record is from RefSeq and is a predicted model, not a curated record. NCBI's taxonomy places the organism in Eukaryota, Metazoa, Arthropoda, Arachnida, Trombidiformes, Tetranychidae. Gene Ontology annotation, molecular function: protein binding.
GGCAUUUAAAGGAAAUCUAGUGAUCACCAUUUUCUUCUGUUUUGGUUUUAUUGCUCAAUUCUUUUCUGUCAAGUUUUAAUUAAAGUGUGGGUCAAGAUGGAGGAAGAACAAUGGACAUUUCUUGAUACUAAUGUGACAAUUGUGAAUCGAAAAAAAUCUUAUCAAAUUCCAAAACAAAAGUUAUCAUCGAUUCCUUACUUCAUGAAAUUAUUUUCCGAUUCUAAUUGUGACACAACCAAAAUAGAACUUGAUCUUGAUGAAAGCUCAUUUGAUAAUAUUGUUGAUUUUAUUCUAAACGGCCAUCUAUCAAUUUCCAUGGAAAGUGCACUAUCAAUGAUGGAACUUGUUAAUUAUCUUGGAAUGGACGAAAUUAAACAGAAAUAUUAUGAUUUCUAUCGAUCAAAUUUUAAUAUCGGAAUAUUGGAAGACUAUUUAGUCUUUUAUGAGAAACAUAAUUUGCCCAGAAUGUUUGAUGAAGAAAAGCUCAAUUCUUUCAUUGGAAAAUAUUUUCUUCCAAUUUCCAACACAAGAGCAUUUCUAAAAUUUUCCGUUUCUCUAUUAGAACGCAUAUUGAAACUAAAGUUAGUUGUUUCUUAUGAAUAUCAAAUAGUUGAAGCUAUUGAUCGAUGGAUUAAAUUCAAUGAAGAAGAUCGAAAACAAUAUCUAUCGAAGCUCAUUGAGCUCGUCAAUUUUUGUCAUCUUAAAGACAAAGAGAUGGAAAAUGUUACUGCAAAGCUCAAAAGUUCUGGUAUCGAUAUUCAGUCCUCUCCGAGAAUACAUUCUUCCCAUGCUUGCCAUCCAGAAUGCUGCCAACUCGAUUGUAAAAGUACUCGACAUUCUUAUAAAUCACUGAUCGCAAUCUAUGAAUUGGAUGAAAAUAAAAUUGAAAUUCGACGUUUAUUCAAAUCAAACUUAUGGAUAAAAUAUGGUCAGUUCACUCGAGAUGAAACAAUUUCUUCUUCUUUAAUUGAGGCUGAUCAUAUCAUCGAUAUUAUCUUCGAUUCUGGAAGAAAAGGUAUUCGAGUAGAUUUGAUUGGAAAGAAAUUCAAAUAUCUUAAAAUGUUUGGUGAUGAAAAUUCUUAUUAUGAUCAAGCACACAAAUAUAUCACUCAUGAUAUUCCUACUCGUCCUUAUUGCUCGAUUAUCAAAAAUUCGAGAAUGGAACUCAGGCAUGAAGCUCCCUCAGUGAACUUGCAACGUGUGGAAUCUAUUUUCCUUGAAGAUCACUUAGGAGGAAUUUUCGAUGGGGACACGAUUCGCGACGAACAGCCUCGUGGACUUGAUUAUUAUAGUCAAUAUAUAAGUACGAGCAGGUUUAUGCAAUUUCAAAGUCGGCUAAAUAAACCUGCCCGACCCUGUGUAUAUCCCCCAAACUAUAAUAGUAUGGAUACUCGUAUUCCUUGCAGUAAACCGUAUUAUUAUUUUCCGUAUCUCGAUUAUCGGUACCUGUAUUCUUGUAACCAAGGACCACCUGAAACUCGUUCAUGUUUCACCCAAAUUUUGAAUCUGGAAAUAUCGCCAAAGUGGUUCAAGAUGGAUGAAGAACAAUGGACAUUGCUAGAUACGGAAGUGACAAUUGUGAACCGAAAAAAAUCUUAUAAACUUUCUAAACAAAAGUUAUCCUCGAUUCCUUAUUUUGUGAAACUAUUUUCAGAUCCUAAUUUGGAUUUGAUCGAAAUAGAACUUGAUCUCGAUGAAAACUCAUUCGAUAAUAUUAUAGAGUUUAUUCUCAACAACCGUCUAUCAAUUUCCAUGGAAAGUGCUUUAGCGAUGUUGGAAACCGCUGAUUACCUUGGAAUGGAUGAACUUAAACAGAAAUAUUAUGAUUUCUAUCAAUCAAAUUUCAGACUCAAACUAACUGAAGAAUAUUUGGACUUUUAUGAGAAACAUAAUUCCUCAGAAUUACUCACUUCAAGAAAGGGAAAUUCGUUCAGAAAAUUUUUCCUCCAAAUUUCUCACACAAGAGCAUUUCUUAAAUUUUCUGUUUCUCUAUUAGAACGCAUAUUGAAGCUGAAUUUAGUUGUUUCUUAUGAGUAUCAAGUAGUUGAAGCUAUUGAUCGAUGGAUUAAAUUCAAUGAAAAAGAUCGAAAUCAAUAUCUUCUUCAACUCAUUAAGCUCGUCAAUUUUUGUCAUUUGAAAGAAAGUGAGAUGGAAAAUGUCGCUCUAAAGCUCAAAAAUUGUGGAUCCAACAUUUAUGCUUUGCAGUUGAAUGCACUUUCUUUUCAUGCCUGUCACCCAAAACUAUGUGGAUCAGAUUGUAAAAGUACUCGACAUUCUUAUAAAUCAUUGAUCGCAAUCUAUGAAUUGGAUGAAAAUACAAUUGAGAUCCAACGUUUAUCAAAGUUAAACCUUUGGGUUAAAUACGAUCAAUUUGAUCGAGAUGAAUCAAUUUCUUCUUCUUUGAUCGAGAUUGAUCACAUUUUCGAUAUAAUCUAUGAUUCAGGAAGAAAAGGUAUUCGAGUUGAUUGGAACACAAAAAAUUCAAAUAUCUUAAAAUGUUUGGUGAUGACAAUUCGUAUUAUGGUCAAGCUCACAAAUAUAUCAUUCAUGAUAUUCCUGCUAAUCCUACUGAUAGGACAGACACUAGGAAUGGACCUGCGAAUUCAAGUGUACCAAGUUUGGAUGCUAUUCAUCUGGACGAUAGUUUAAAGGGGAUUUGCGUUGGUAAAAAAGAUCUUUCCUUUAAGCAACAUAAUGGAUACGCUAUCUUCCUUUAUUAUGAUUCUGAUUCUGCAAUUUAUUUUCUUCCGUCUCUUGAUUACCGGAAAGUUUCUUCUUGUAAGUUACAAGAGCCGACUGAAACCCGCUCAUUGUUGGUCAUCGAUAAAAGUGAGAAAGUUUUGUACCUUUUGGCGAAACGAUUUUUCAUCUUACAUUUUCCGAGAAAAAAUGUUUUUAAAGGUCUUGACUAUUCGUUUCUGAAAAGUUUCAUCGGAAGCGAUUCUCUUGAUCAUAUCGAGCUGAUUAAUCAUAACAAUUCAGUUUUAAUUUGUAACAAGCAAACCAAAACCAUUUAUUCCUAUCUUUCCGAUGCUGAUGAUUGGCAAAUUAUUUCUAAAACUGAAUCUUCCGAAAAGAUGAUCACAAUUGCAUCCAUCAAUUUACCGAUUGGUUCAGUCUGAAUCAUUCAGAAUAAUUACUGAUUGUCUCUUUAAGAAACACUGUUUUAUCAAAGUAAUUUUUUAUUUUCAUCAACUGAAUAAUAAAUUGAAACUAUUAAAAUAUUGAGUUUUGAUAUCUUUGUUUGAUUAUUCCAACAGCUCAAGGCACAGUGUUGAUAAAAUCGAUUGAUGUGUUAAUCAUCAAUUACCGAUUGAUUUAGAAUAAUUACUGAUUGUCCGAAAUAUUGAUGGUCGAUUGUUUGAAACAUAAUUUGCAUAAUAUUUGAUUGUCGUUUUUCAAUUCCAUUUCAUUAAUAAAAUCAUCGAAUACAUUAACAAUUACAAAUCAUUAACUGUGUUCCUUGUGGUAACGAAGAUAAAUUUCUUUAAUUUUCUUUAAUUUUCUUUGAAUAUUAUGACCAAACUGAUUUACAUUCACAUGUUAUUUCACCAGCAAAAGGUUUCGCUACAAUCAAUUUGUCUCCUUCUUUCUCUGUGACAAUUAAUCCUGAAGUUUCUUGAUCGUUUGUCGAUGUUUUUAUUUUUAUCGAUUCAUUUUCCGAAUGAGUUGAUGAACCAAAUUUCAAUUUUAUUUUCAUUUUGUCCAAAUCUUUACC